Molecule: messenger RNA, 925 nt
Organism: Dissoconium aciculare CBS 342.82
Lineage: Eukaryota; Fungi; Ascomycota; Dothideomycetes; Mycosphaerellales; Dissoconiaceae
Exons: 1
Coding region: 181-684 (167 amino acids)
Source: RefSeq, a predicted model, not a curated record
UGUCGGAAGUUUCAUGGCAGAUGACAGCCAGGACUACUCGAGAAAGAUUCUUAGGGUGAGUGAUGCCACUGGCGUCCAGUCUCCGAAGCAAUAACACUGACCAUCGCUUCUCUAGGUUGCCAAUCCUGACUCCAGCUAGAUUAAUCUCGCAACGACCAGGUUCUAAAACUGCGGCGAGGCAUGCAAACCUUCAUGAAAUCGCCGUCAAUCUCGUUGUCAACUGUCGCAUUGGCUCCCUUCGUUGUACACUCUUGCCCGGGUUGGCAGCCACUCAUUCCUAGAAAGGAUAUGACCCACACGUCUGAAUGGUUGUUCUGUUUUGCUCCUACUUUUGAAAAACCAGCAUCGUCGCAAUGCUGUCGACACUCCUUCAAAUCCGUAACGAAUAAAGAAAGACUUUCGCUUUUUAUCCGACGUUCUUUUUUGCUUUCGACAUCGCCCUCAUUUCAUCUCUUCCUCUGCCCAUGGAUACGAUCUACACUGCCUGUGGUUCGCGGGUACACAGAAGCAUGGCAUGCAGCUUUCGAGGGGCGCUUCGAUUCAUCCUUGGCACACCCUUCGCUGCAUAAGGAUGAAUACCGGCGCCCUCGAUCAGCAGUCAUCAUCAUGGCCCAUGUAUAUGCGUGCAGGAAAAAGGGACUGUUCCUUGUGCUGUGCCAUCACUGCCAUGCGACUAUGGCUUAGAGCACAAAGGGGAAGGGUGGGAUGAGGGAGUUUCUUCUUCAGGUUCAGGGUUUUGGGUCGGUCGGGUAGUGAGAAAAGGAGUGACCGGGGCACUAUAGGACAAUAGGAAAUCGGACUCGUUUCGAAAUCUGAACUAUCUCGUGAUUGCAUUUUUUCCUUUCAGUGCAACACUCGUGCACGACUAGGCCUUCUGAUGUGAGCGAGUCGUCCCAAUAAGGGUUUGGGGGGGUUUCUGGACGAU